Pochonia chlamydosporia 170 is the source of this 3111-nucleotide messenger RNA. RefSeq names its product cytoplasmic protein. The record is from RefSeq and is a predicted model, not a curated record. The transcript is spliced from 8 exons. Gene Ontology annotation, molecular function: Glc3Man9GlcNAc2 oligosaccharide glucosidase activity. Gene Ontology annotation, biological process: oligosaccharide metabolic process; protein N-linked glycosylation. The coding region runs from base 1 to 3111 and encodes 1036 amino acids. NCBI's taxonomy places the organism in Eukaryota, Fungi, Ascomycota, Sordariomycetes, Hypocreales, Clavicipitaceae. Gene Ontology annotation, cellular component: endoplasmic reticulum membrane.
AUGGUCGUCUUUGACGGUCACGAAUACCUCACUGAGGAGGAGAGGCGCCUUAAAGAAGAUCGCGAGCGAACCAAAUACUGGAAGAAAUGGGGUCCAUAUGUUGCCGAACGACAGUGGGCUACAGUGCGAGAGGAUUACAGCGCUGAUGGUGAUGCCUGGAGUCAUUUCCCGCAUGAACAUGCGCGAUCUCGAGCCUUCAGAUGGGGUGAAGAUGGUAUUGCCGGCGUUUCCGAUACCCACGGCCUCCAGAAUAUUGCAUUCAGCUUUUGGAACGAGGAAGAUGAUUUCUUAAAGGAGCGACUGUUCGGUUUAUCGAACCCUCAAGGAAACCAUGGCGAGAGUGUCAAGGAAGCCCACUUCCACGUAGAUAAUACUCCUACACCCAUGAAGCUACAUCCUAUCCCAAGACUAACAAGGCAGCACUCCUACAUGAAAUUUCUGUACAAGUACCCGCAGAAAAAGUUCCCGUACGAAGAUUUGAUAAAAGAGAAUGCGCGCAGAGGCAAAGAAGACAAAGAAUAUCAAAUUAUAGAUACCGGAGUUUUUGACGAAAAUCGGUACUGGGACAUCUUCAUCGAGACUGCCAAGGAAACCGACGACGAGUUGCUAUUCCGAGUCACGGCGUGGAAUCGAGGUCCCGACCCAGCACCUCUGCACAUCAUUCCGCACGUGUGGUUUCGCAACACGUGGAGCUGGGGACGCGAGUCUGAGGAUAAGAAGCCGGCCAUUUCUGUCAAGUCAGAGCUAUCUGCCAAGUCAAAACACUAUAGCCUUGGCGAACGAUACGUCCACUACUCGCCGUCUCCGGGCGUGGGAUCGAGUGGGGAAGAUGUGAUGCCUCGGUGGAUGUUUACGGAAAAUGAUACCAACUAUGAGCUCUUGUAUGAACAGGAGAACAAGCAACCUUAUGUCAAGGACGCAUUCCACAGAUACAUUGUGGAUGGAGAGAAGGCAGCCAUUAACCCGAGAAAUACUGGCACCAAAUCAGCCGCCUGGUUCAACUUCAAUGAGGAUGGCGGCGUAAACCCUGGGGAAUGUGCAGUUGUGCGUUUCCGCUUUAGCAAAGAAAACUUGACAUACCUUGAUGAAGAAGUAUUCGAUGAUAUUAUUGAGAAACGGCGAGAAGAGGCGGAUGAGUUUUAUUACAGAUUAAGCCCUCUUCCCAUGACGGACGAUUUGCGAAAUGUUCAGAGACAGGCCUUUUCCGGAAUGAUGUGGACGAAGCAGCACUACCAUUUCAUUUGGGAUCAAUGGGCGAAAGGCGAUCCUUCAACACCACCACCACCCCCAGAUCGAAUGGGUGUCCGAAACUCACAAUGGAAACACAUGCAUUGUGACGAUAUUCUGUCGAUGCCUGAUUCUUGGGAGUAUCCAUUCUUUGCCGCGUGGGACAGUGCAUUCCAUUGUAUACCAUUGGCCAUGAUUGAUCCCGAUUUUGCCAAAAAGCAGCUUGAUUUAUUUACGCGAGAGUGGUAUUGUCAUCCAAAUGGACAGCUCCCAGCCUACGAAUGGAACUUUGGUGAUGUGAACCCGCCAGUGCACGCCUGGGCAACUUUCAGAACCUUCAAAAUCGAGAGGAAAAUGUACGGGCGCCAAGACCUUGACUUUUUGGAGAGAGUGUUUCAGAAACUGUUGCUCAACUUUACCUGGUGGGUGAAUCGCAAGGACGCGGACGGCAAGAACAUUUUUGAAGGAGGCUUCCUCGGCCUUGACAACAUUGGCUUAUUCAAUCGAUCCGAGCCUUUGCCCACGGGCGGUGUCUUGGAGCAAGCCGACAGCACUGGAUGGAUGGCGUUUUACUGCUUGUCGAUGCUCAAUAUCGCGCUUGAGCUGGCCAAACACCGCCGCAUAUACGAGGACAUUGCCUCAAAGUUCUUUGAGCACUUCAUCUUCAUUAGCGAUGCCAUGACUUUCAGAACCGGCCACAAGGAUGAAAAGUCUCUUUGGAACGAGGAAGACGGUUUCUAUUAUGAUGCCAUCUCGUGGGGCGGCCCGUGGAUCCAGCAGCUUCCUGUUCGCUCUCUCGUCGGCCUUAUCCCGCUGUACGCAACCGCCACUCUGGAACCUGAGCUCCUGAAUAAGCUCCCGUCGUUCCGUAAGCGAGUUGAAUGGUUCGUCCAACAUAGGGAGGACUUGGCCGAAAGAAACAUGGCAAGCAUCCGGAAGAGGGGCAAAGGUGACAGACUGCUUCUCUCGAUUGUCAGCAAAGACAGGCUGGAGAAGAUCCUGAAGCGCAUGCUUGACGAAGACGAGUUCUUUAGCGACCAUGGAAUUCGGUCUCUGUCCAAAUUCCACAAGGAGAACCCCUUUGCCAUGGAAGUCAAUGGCCAGCAGUUCAAGGUUGGCUACGUCCCCGGCGACUCUGAUAGUGGCUUAUUCGGGGGCAACAGUAACUGGAGAGGCCCAAUCUGGCUCUGCGUGAACUUUUUGCUGGUGGAGUCACUCCAGCGCUUCUAUCUCUUUUACGGACCCGAGUUCCAGGUAGAGUGCCCAACUGGAAGUGGCGACUACAUGCAUCUGGGCAAAGUAGCAGAAGAGAUACAGCACCGUCUCCAGCAUCUCUUUGCCCGCACCGACGACGGAAGACGCAGCAUCAACGCUGGCAACGACCGUCUGGACUUUGACGAACACUGGAAGGAUUACCUCUGGUUCUAUGAAUUCUUUGACGGUGAUAGCGGCCGUGGUUUAGGCGCCACCCAUCAGUGCGGCUGGACAGGUCUCAUUGCCAGAAUGAUUCACGACACUGGCACAAAUUGCCGUCUCCCUCAAACCCCACGGACACCCUCCGUGGCAAUGGCCCAUUACUUUGAUGACAUGUUCCAGCGCAGCCUUGAUCUCGGCACGCCGCGAUCCCCGGGCAUGCGGAGGAUCCGUCGCUCGUCUACAGCCCGAUCAAUCGGCGCGAGGAGCGACUUUGACACGUCCGUUAAUGGCGUGGAUGAUGACACUCACUCAGUUAGUAAUUCGGUGUUUCACGAUGAUCCGGACAAGGUUAAGGAGAAGGAAGAGGCGGAUUCACAUUUGCAUCGGUACAUCUCGGAUCAGUUGGAGAGGUACAAGGAUGAGACUUUGAAUGGCGGGCAUGCAGAUGAGUAUGAGACUACGGCUUGA